CCGAACGACAGACAGUACUACUGGUAGCUAUUUACAACCACCUCCCAUCGUUGCUGAGGUACUGACACAUCGUUCCAGCUGACCAGCCCUUUUCUCUGUAUCCUACCAUUCCGUGAUAAAUGACCUCUCCACCGCAUUCUCCUCCACCUCGCAAAGUUACAUGCAACGAACCAGAAAAUGAUGAUCCGUCUUCGCCACCUCUCUCACCUAAACGAUCUUUUGCUCUCACCGACGAAGUAGAUCAUGUACCAACCUCUCUUGGUUAUUUCAAACGUCGCCAUGUCCAUAAUGAUCGCGAACCCGUGAAACGAGCACCGCUUGAGAUUGACAACAGGCCCCACAAAGAUCCAAGAUGGUCAGAAACAUCAUUGCACUCCCUUGCUACUGCCCCUGAACCAUGGUCGUGUGACACAAACCAUAGCAUCCCAAAAAACGGAACUGAGGAUCAAUCCAUAUACUCGCAGUCGCCCGCUGUUCAGAGUGGUGAUACUGAUAGUAUAGCUGGAAGUGGUCGCAAAGAACGACCGCCACUCACCCGUGACGCAAGAUAUAAUAGCUCCGAUGCACUACAGGAAUUGGUUCGUGCCUCAGCGGCUGGAUCUACAGGAGGGUGGCCAUCACCGUCAAAGUGCCGGUCCGACCUCACCUCAUCAGAGCGCAUGACAUCGUCUCGCGAGUGGAAUGUGGACAAGGUGACGCAACCCAUAACAUCCCGUGCUCCCUCCAUGCCAUAUGUUUGGCGUCCUCCUCGGGAUUCCUGGAAGUUCAAAUCUUCGUCUGAUGGACCUGUGCGGACAGUUCAUGGUCUCGUGGAUCACCGCAGUGCAAUAUUUGAUACUUUGGUGCCACCUGGACUUACAAGACGUAGGGGAUCCGUGCCCGAUACAACUGGAAGCCGCUCUUGGUCGCCGACAUCAGGCAGUCAGGCACUACGUGCUGACGAACCCUCCAAAUAUGAACGACCCAUAGGCACCGAACAAAGCAGAGUGGUGUCGAUGACACGACGAAGAUCCAGAUCGUUGCCUCUUGCAAAAUCACAGCCGUCUUCAUCAAGCGAUGCAGGUAAUAGUACCCGAAGACAUUUCUCUCUAGAUUCCAUUGGUACAUGGCAUGGUACCUACCUCCCGGGAGAUCCACUCACUUGUGGUGUAAAGGAGGCGUACCCGCCUGAUCUACCGAUUACUGGUGAUGAGUUUUAUCGUCUUUUACGACAGGCCCAUUACAAUAAACAUACUUCAAAUAUCUUUUCUCCUCUCAACCCCCUCCGAAACCCACGGCCCAGCUCCUCCCUGACUGCUAAUGCGACCUAUCAGCACUUUUUCCCAUCUAUUCAAUAUACCCAAACAACCUAUCAAAAUUCAAAAGAGGACCAGAGCAGCGUCUCAGAACGUGAGGGUACUUUCGUCAUCUGCGAACUCCGCCAGCCGCUCGCAGUAGCAUCGGAGAGCAUGCACUGCCAGGGGUGUCAACGCGACACCUUGCGCAAACGACUGUUGGCCAGCAGUUAUCGACGCAUGCGUCAUGCUGCCAGCAUGUUGAGGACCGCCCCCAUCGUGCACAAUUCGUCAAGCUCGCCCUGCUACAGAAUUGAAGAAGACGAGAAAGGUCUUUGGGAAGAGGUGAUAGUUGCCACCUCCGUCGAGCUCUUUCCGGGCAGUCCUCGCUGGCGGGACUCGGAUGACUUUGGUGACAGUGAUGACUACCCGGAGAUACCAGAUGAGGAUCUAUUUUUGGACGAAGAAAAUGUGUUACUUGGACCGGGGGAACUCGUAUGCUGAGGCUUCAUGCAUUGUAUCAACAGAAAGCUUUCAAGAACACUAAUGCUAAUCCAAUGCUACUUGUACAGGAGUGUGUCUGUAUCAUUACUUCUCGUACACGAACUUUCUAUUUGUAUAUCAUGAAUGAGAAGACUAAAGCGCUGACCUUGUGUACCAAGAA
Messenger RNA from Suillus bovinus, 1938 nucleotides. RefSeq lists its product as uncharacterized. Lineage: Eukaryota; Fungi; Basidiomycota; Agaricomycetes; Boletales; Suillaceae. The record is from RefSeq and is a predicted model, not a curated record. The coding region runs from base 120 to 1778 and encodes 552 amino acids. The transcript is spliced from 3 exons.